Messenger RNA from Trypanosoma cruzi, 1575 nucleotides. RefSeq lists its product as uncharacterized. The coding region runs from base 1 to 1575 and encodes 524 amino acids. NCBI's taxonomy places the organism in Eukaryota, Euglenozoa, Kinetoplastea, Trypanosomatida, Trypanosomatidae. The transcript has a single exon. The record is from RefSeq and is a predicted model, not a curated record.
AUGAUGCCCUCCGCCUCCCUGCCGCCGAGGCCACGCCACACUUUUAGUUUGCGAACGGUUGAAAAGCUUUACCAGCGGCAGUUGGAGAGCACUGGGGCCCAUGUGCGUCCAGAGCAGAUUCCUACAAUUGUUGAGAAAGUGCAGCGCAGUCUUUUGCGCGUGGAGGAGGUCUUGAAUUACCGCCUGCAAUGCCCGGCGUCAACUUUCCACGAGGAAAAAGAACGCCCGCUGCUAUCGAAAUUUGAACGCGUUCGUGUGGGCCAAAUUUUGGCAAAUGCCGUGCUCGAUCUCGCCAUCAUUUCCAUGGUGGGCGGGAAUGAAACGGCUGAUGCGGUGACGAGCACCAGGAAGGCCCCUUUUCUCCCAUCAUCUCACGUUGCUGCACCGUCCUUGCACCCGUACGGCACGGAAGAGCUCUCCGACGAGUGUAAACACCAAAAACUGGAGUCGAACCUUCACGUUGGCGCUGUUGAGGAGACGAUGGAGCUGCCAGAAGUGAACUUGCUUUUGCCCGUCCCCACGGGCGGCGGCAGUGACGCUGGCAGUGAGGCGUCACUCAGUGUGCCUGGCCGGAACAUCGUUUCAUCAAAAAAUUGCCGAAGGAUAUCAAAAAAUGUGUCCCCAUUGGCGGAGCGGCUGCCCCACAUGCCACAAAGAGUUCAAAGAAACAAUACCAUCACCAGUGUAGAUAGUCACGGGAAUUGCAGCAACUGUAAGCCCGCGCGGGCUUCUCUUUUGUCCCAGGAUAUGGUGCCCUAUCAAAAUCCUCUCUCGCACGUUGAGUCACCCCUCUCGCCUGUCUCAGUGCACUUCAAACCAGUGCUGUCGAUGCACUCCGGAGCUGAUAGCUCUUCCACGUACCCAUUGCCUCGCCAACGGCCCCGAAGGUAUUAUGACAUUGAUUUGCAGAAGGUGAGCGAUUUCACUCGUUGUCUGCGCACAGUGCAACGAUUGAACUUUACGGACAGCGAUUUUGAGAAGAUUGGCCUACGGUAUGCCAUACCUGGUAUACGGGAAUUGCACCCCAAGGAGGUACAAUUUCUUUUGGAGCGUGUGGAUGAGAGCUGCUACCCGCAUGGAAACCCAUUUCUUUGCUCCGGAGAAGAAGAAUUUUUUGUUAAGCGUACCAUUUCAAUGGCAAGCACCGGGGGUGGUACUGACGCAGACGUCUGUAGUGUAUGCCUCACUCGCAGAGAAACCAACCCCAAACUUGUUCAUACUCCAUCCGCCGUCACGGCUGACCCGCAGCUUCCUGAUCAUGGGACGCUAAAGAAAACACGCGUGUCUUAUUGCCAAUCAUUUACACAACAACAAGGACCAGGGGAGCGUGACACACCAACAAACGACACGGGCGACUCCUCACCGCAAUCUGCUUCCAUCAAGGAACAAUGCUUACCGUUAUUCAGGGGUGGGAAAGAAACCAUCGUGCAAAAAAAAGACCUGCAGAUCUUUCUAGCCAUGGUAGAGGCUCGUUUAAAGUCCGUAGACCAAGAGAUUAACGGGAGACUACGUUUUUCUGGGACUGAUCUGGCAUCAAGCAGCGGUUGCGAAGAUGACACAGCUUACAUUGCCUGA